Molecule: messenger RNA, 2567 nt
Organism: Chelonoidis abingdonii (Abingdon island giant tortoise)
Lineage: Eukaryota; Metazoa; Chordata; Testudines; Testudinidae
Source: RefSeq, a predicted model, not a curated record
CCUCCCGCGGCGUCCAUGGACUUCCGAGCCGCCCGCAGAUCCGGCAGCAGGAAAAGCGACCUCACAUCUGCAUCAGACCUGAAUGUAGCCCUGGAUGAAUGUAUGACGGCUAUGGAUUUAUUUCUAAGCAACAAAUUUCCUGAGGCCCUUGCUUCCCUACAAGCGAAAACUAAGGACAGUAUGUAUCAUGCACUGACAUAUGCCACUAUACUGGAAAUGCAAGCCAUGAUGACCUUUGAUGCCCAGGACAUGCUGAAUGCAGGAAACACCAUGAAAGAAGCUCAAGCCACCUGUCAAAAGUUUAGGAAGAAAUUGACUGUAGCUGAUUCCUUUAACAACCUUGUGCAUAGACAAAAUCUCGAACACUUUACUGAAGAGGAAAUUCAUGCAGAAAUUUGCUACGCUGAAUGCUUGCUUCAGAGAGCAGCUCUCACAUUCCUGCAGGAUGAGAACAUGGUUAGUUUCAUCAAAGGAGGCAUCAAAGUCAGGAACAGUUAUCAGACAUAUAGGGAACUGGACAGUCUUAUACAGUCUCCAAACUAUGUUAAAGGAAAGAACUAUCUCCAUUUUGAAGGAGGUGUAAAACUUGGCGUUGGAGCUUUCAACCUGACAUUGUCCAUGUUCCCAACAAGGAUUCUACGAUUACUGGAGUUUGUUGGGUUUUCUGGAAGCAAGGAGUAUGGCCUGUUGCAGCUUCAAGAGGGAGCGUUGAUGUACAGCUUUAGGUCGGUGCUGUGUACCAUGCUGCUGCUGUGCUAUCAUACCUUCAUGACCUUUGUGUUAGGGACAGGGAAAGGAAACGUUGAAGAAGCAGAAAGGCUACUCAAGCCUUACUUGGCUCGCUAUCCAAAAGGAGCCAUAUUCCUGUUUUUUGCGGGCAGGAUAGAAGCAAUAAAAGGCAAUAUUGAUACAGCAGUUAGUAGGUUUGAGGAAUGCUGUGAGGCCCAGCAGCACUGGAAGCAGUUUCAUCACAUGUGUUACUGGGAACUAAUGUGGUGCUUCACCUACAAGCGCCAGUGGAGGAUGGCCUAUUUCUAUGCGGAUCUGCUAAGCAAAGAAAACAAUUGGUCAAAGGUUACCUAUAUUUACAUGAAAGCUGCCUAUCUCAGUAUGUUUGGCCCAGAUGAUCACAGACCCUUUGGGGAUAAUGAAGUGGAACUGUUUAGGAUCGUGCCUAGUUUGAAACUGAAAAUUGCAGGGAAGUCACUGCCUACAGAGAAGUUUGCCAUUCGGAAAUCUCGGAGAUACCUUCCCUCAAACCUGGUCCCUUUGCCUGUGCCUGCUUUGGAAAUGAUGUAUAUUUGGAAUGGCUAUGCUGUGCUUGGAAAAUGUCCUGAUUUAACAGAAGGCAUGUUGCAGACAUUAACAGAGGCAGAAGCAGCUCUGGAAAGAAGCCCAGCUACAGAAUUACUAGCAGAUGACCAAUGUUUGGUAAAGCUGUUAAAGGGUUUAUGUCUGAAGCACUUGGGCAAGAUUUCUGAGGCAGAAGAUCAUUUCAUUUAUAUCCAUUUAAAUGAGAGGAAGAUAAAGUAUGACCAUUAUUUAAUUCCAAAUGCCCUGCUUGAACUUGCUGUACUAUAUAUGGACCAUGGUAGAAGAGAAGAAGGAGUAAAGUUACUGGAAAGAGCCAAACAAAAUUACAAGAAUUACUCCAUGGAAACAAGAACACAUUUCAGAAUUCAAGCUGCCUUGCACCAAGCCAAAUCUGUCUCAGAAAAUGGAAUACAUUCUGGAGCUUCAGCAGUGUCAUAACCUUUUCUUCUUUGAUGUCUUUGCAUAUGUUGAACAAGAAAUGCCAUGAAAAUCAACACCAUCUCUAUGCUGUGCAGAAAAGUGAACAAUCCUCUGGAGUCCAGCUAAAAGUCCAUCUCUCAGGAGUCCUGCAGAACAAUUUCUUAACAUUUUGCUACCUUGCAGCAAAAGGAGUAGUCCCCUUAAGAUGCAGGUGUUAGCUAUGGAUCACCUGGAAGAUGUAGUGGGAAAAAACAAUGUACUGUAGUUUCACUCGUUUUCUCUCGCUCACGCACUCUCUCACAUUGUCCAAGGGACAGGGAGGGAAACAUCUCUGUAAUGCAUGAUCAGCUUUCCUAAUACUUUGGAGAGAUGAUAGUAUAAAUGAAACUGGCUCGCAUCUAGUCACAUUAAUAGACAUACCUGCUCUGUUAGAGAAUAAUAAAAGAGUAAUAUAUGUUUGGAAGGUAUCAAUAUUUUAAAUAAAUCUUUAACUUUUGGAAAUACUGUGCUUCUAGAAUUGCUUUACAACAAAAAAUGCAGAAACAAACAACGAAAAAUAGCCUCACACAUCUCUUGUGUUAAACAGCUGUUCAGUAACUCCUGUUGCACUAAGAUUUAUCAACAGAAACAGCUAAAGAAAUCUGCAUUCCAUUUUGGUAAAAAUUUUGUGGGAUUUCCUUCUCCAGUCAGGAAUAUUUCUGCAGGAUUGGGAUAAUUCCAUUAUAUUCUGUUCUCUAUGAACCUACUCCUGCAUAUUACUAGCUGGCACUGUAAGGGAGGGAUAGCUCAGUGGUUUGAGCAUUGGCCUGCUAAACCCAGGAUUGGGAGCUCAA